AUGAAGACAUAUCCAAACCCACGUAUAGGAGAUUUAUCUGACACGUUUGUAAGGUCAAUCAUAUUUCUUAGAAGUGCUAGGAGGGUGACUUUGGAAUCUAAUAAUGGAUUUUUUGAAAGCACAAAAUUCCAGACAGUUGAGCAGCGUAGAUUGGCAUCCGAUUCGAUUGUUACCGAAUCAAUUUCCCAUUGUGACAAUUUGGUUGGUCUUGGUAAAGAGUUAAUGGAAUUUUUUGAAUCUUGUAAUAAUGAGUCAAUUUCUAACGAAGAUAUAUUAGAUGAUUUGAAUUUACUUUUGAAUGAUGCCAAAAGAUUUAAAACGACAAUAGAAGGUACCAACUCCAAAAUUAAAUCUCUCAAUGAAGUUGGGUUAUCUAGGGUAGCCUCGCGUUCCGUAGAAUCUGCUGUUAUAAAAAAUAAAAAAGUUCCUGAUGGUUUAAGUGGAAAACAAAUUCACUACAUGUCAGAAAGUAUACAAGAUAGCGUCUUUUCGAUAAUUUCAGUAUUAAGAAAUCUUGAAUUUUUCUGGAAUAAGAAUGCUGAUAAACUAGAAAGGCUUAUUGAGCAAUUCGAAGAAUGUAAAAAUAUUAUACGAAGACUUGAAUUAGAAUAA
This is a messenger RNA of Entrophospora candida, 612 nucleotides long. The record is from the annotation of a GenBank genome assembly. NCBI's taxonomy places the organism in Eukaryota, Fungi, Glomeromycota, Glomeromycetes, Entrophosporales, Entrophosporaceae.